Molecule: messenger RNA, 1142 nt
Organism: Hymenoscyphus albidus
Lineage: Eukaryota; Fungi; Ascomycota; Leotiomycetes; Helotiales; Helotiaceae
Source: the annotation of a GenBank genome assembly
AUGGAAAUGGUGCAAGAGGAAAUCGUAAGCAACGAUAUCCGCAAUUUUUCCCCAUCUGGACUAUCUAGGGUUUCACUCGUGCUUCUGUCGGACUUUCAGCCUUGUUGGUUCCUGGAUUGACAUCAUCUGUACCGGCAGUUGCAAGCUCAUUGCCUAUUUGGGCAAGUCCAAGCUCUUCGAGGCACCUAGAGACCAAGUUCAAGAUUUCCUUUCAAACAACCUUCUCCAACGACAUAAGUGAAAUAAUCAUGCUCAUCAACACAUUGCGUAGAAGCAAUCUAGCUUCGCCGUUGCGGAGGGCGGUGAGGUCGAUUUCUACAUUGCAAUCGAAUCCUCAUAUUGUAUGUUCCAUUUUAUUUCCUGUUUCUCACGGGCUGUGAUGUGGGAUUUUUGCAUUGCUUCUACAGCGUUCUUGGGGAUGUAUGCUCAUCAUUUCUUCGUUCUUUCUACAGCAUGUCUUUCCCAAGUCGAAUGGGAGUUCCUACAUCCUCUCCUUCCUUUCUACGAAUCCACCGACCGAACACCUCGCCAUAGGAACCACCACCCAACUCCCCCCCACCACCGACUCCCUCGUCGAGAAUCCACAUUUCCUCCAUCUCCUGAACGAGGUCCUAAAGCGCCAUGCGCCUUCGGAUCCCCUGGUGCAGAGCCAGGCUGCGGCGUUCGCGUCAACGUCCGGGUCGGCGCUGGGUUCGGGGGGCAUGUUCUUCCCGCAGCAGCAGAGUAAAGGGCGGGGUGUGAAGGGUGAUGGUGCCGGGGGAGCGAGUUCUCAGGGUGGUGCUGGGGGCGCGGGGAGAGGCGGGUGGGUUCAUGUCAGUGAUGCGAGGGCGCCGCCGGAUUAUGGGCGCAUUGCGUGGCCGGAGGAUAUAUUGGGGAGUUUGGAGGUUGAUGGGAGGGGGGAGUUUGUGAAGAGUGAGGAGGGGGGUGGGGAGGGGUUGAGGGGGAAUUGGCAGAGUAGUGGGAGUUAUCGGGUUAUUACUAGGGAGGGGAUGUGAGUACCUAUUGGGGAGUGGGGAUAGGUGGUUGUUGUGCUUUAUGGUGGUUAUACUGACUUGUCGUUGUGUAGAUUGGGACUUAGUGAUUAUAUUCGAGAACGGCUGGUGGACAGAUUGAGGGAGGAAGAGAAGAAGGGUGUGCUUUGA